AUGGAAGGUAUCUAUAAAGUCAAUUUGAUACCAAACGAUCUGAGCAUGGAAGAGACAAUACUUCAGAUCGCCGACACCCUAGACAACCUCAACGGGAUAGUCGACGAUGUGUUCACACGCGUGACGCUCAGAAUCAAACAGAACAUGGAAAAAACUGACAAUAUCAAAAGAAGGAUUGAAAUAUCAAAAGCAAAAGUAGAAAAGCUCAGUGGCAUGCAGAAAGCUAUUAAAGUAUUUUCAAGCGCCAAAUACCCAACAUCUCUUGUUCAUAAUCAUUACAAAUCUGUCUUUGAUCUAAAUUGCUAUCAACAUGAGCCCCAAAAGAUUACUCUAAUUGGAGAAUCUCAAAGGCAACCAAAUGAAAAUAAGAUUCAGGAAAAAUUGCAUUUCUAUCAUGUUAAAGUCGCCGAUCCUAAGGAACCGAAACCUAAAUUGGACAAUUAUUUAGAAUCUGUUAUAACUCAAGUCUCAGCAGUUGGCGACCUCUUGAUAUUCAACACUGACGAGUGCCCGUACAUUCGAAGCAGCACUAAAACUCCAGUCUAUGUGCCGCGGGUUAUAACUAACGUCGCAAAUAAAGUGUCAUUGGAAGAGGCACCACCUUCCAUUGCAAAGAGAAACGUAUUGAAGCGGGAGGCCGACGAAUACAUGUACGCGCCAGGCAUGGGAUUGGUGCCGGAGUUGGAUAUGCCCCUCGACCUUCCCCACCUGCCGGGCAUAGCCGGAGAUGUCCAAUUCUCCGUAACCACCGACGGUUCCAUCGCACCGUCAGCCGUUACAUCGCCUGUCGCCCCGGUUGCCGUACCGGAACUACCGGACUUGGAUUUGAAAGAACUACCGGACAUUGAGGAUCCGGUCGCACCGUCCGUUUCUGAUAUACCGGACGCGCCACCUCCGAUUCCACCCGCGCCACCUUCUUCAUUGCCUAACGUUAUGGUCGCCCCACCACCACCUCCGCCCCCACCACCGCCUCCACCACCGCCGCCGAUGGACGACCCUAAACCAGAAAAUAUAAGUAGGGACGACAAAGUGAAGCAGCCGCUCCCACCAGCCGCCGGAGAUGCUCACGCAAACCUGAUGGCAGCCAUCAGACAGGCCGGAGGAGCAGGCCGAGCCAAGCUACGUUCGGCAGCCGAGUCUACGCCAGCUAAGGGCACGAAAGCACCAGUCGGCGGUGAUCUAAUGGCGGAUCUUCACGCAAAGCUAUCUAUGCGCCGCCGAGGAAUAUCAGGUGCAGAGCGUACCGGCGGUGGUUCAAUACUUCAAACCCUGGCCAAUAUCAUCCCCGAGCCGGGCGACCAGUCUUCGCCGCAACGAUCCUCGAGCGAUGAGGAAUGGGAGUGA
Parnassius apollo (apollo) is the source of this 1344-nucleotide messenger RNA. The record is from the annotation of a GenBank genome assembly. Lineage: Eukaryota; Metazoa; Arthropoda; Insecta; Lepidoptera; Papilionidae.